This is a messenger RNA of Closterium sp. Naga37s-1, 1278 nucleotides long. NCBI's taxonomy places the organism in Eukaryota, Viridiplantae, Streptophyta, Zygnematophyceae, Desmidiales, Closteriaceae. The record is from the annotation of a GenBank genome assembly.
AUGGAGACUCUCUGCGGCGUCGCGCCGGGGGAGCGCGUGUGCAUCGCGGCGCUAAAUAGCUCCGCGUACGUGCAGUGGCUACUCGCAGUGCCAGCUGUCGGCGCCAUCCUUGCGCCUCUCAACCGCCGAUGGGUCAGUGCCAGUCCCUCUCUCCAUUCACUUAGCUCGCACCACUCCUCCCUGCCGCAUAUUCAAAAGCAGGCAUCUUCUAGUCGAUGCAGUAGUCAUUUAUCCCACCGUUUACCUCAACGCCCUUUCCCUCUUCCCCCUUCCCCUGCCGUUCUACGGCCACGCGUGCAGAGCAUAGGGGAAGCAGCAGCAGCGGACUAUGCUGGCCCUGGCAAUGCUGCGAGUGACGCACUUUACACUCGGCCUUUUCACACCACACGAAGCAUGGUCAUCCUUUCUCUCUGCUUCUGCUUCUGCCUCCCACUGUCCUGCGUCCCACCCACCCUCCUGCGUCCCGCACUCCUGCUUUCCAUUCUCCCUCCGUACCAGGCUUCCAGGCCGCUCACCACUGGCGUCAUGGCGGUGUAUUUCGUCUUCCUCUGCUGGUCGGCAAUCAUGAGUGAGCCGCCCGCUGAGGCAUGCAACGCCCGCCCUCGCCAGACCAGAUACGGCGGGUGGCUUGAUAUUCUGGCAUUCAUAGUGGCGCUCAUCAGCAUUGCCAUCUCAGUCUAUGCCACUGGCAUCAACUCUCGCUGCUUCUCCCUCCGACCUGGCUGUCAAGACGAGGAAUCCGCCGGUAACGGAGAGUACCCUCCGCGCCCUCCACGCCCUCCCCCUGCCCGUCGCGCCCUCCCCCCUGACCGUCGCGCCCUCCCCCUGCCCGUCGCGCCCUCCCCCUGCCCGUCGCGCCCUCCCCCUCCCCGUCGCGUCUCCACCCCUCCCCUUCCCCUCCCCGUCGCGUCGCCUCCCCUCCUCCUGCCCGUCGCGUUCGCCUCCCCUCCUCCUGCCCGUCGCGUCGCCUCCCGUCCCCCUGCCCGUCGCGUCGCCUCCCCUCCUCCUGCCCGUCGCGUUCGCCUCCCGUCCCCCUGCCCGUCGCGUCGCCUCCCGUCCCCCUGCCCGUCGCGUCGCCUCCCCUCCUCCUGCCCGUCGCGUUCGCCUCCACUUCCCCCUGCCCGUCGCGUUGCCCUCCCCUCCCAAUCCCGUCGCCCUCCCUUGCCCGUCGCGUCAACCUCCCCUCCCCGCCCAUUUCCCACCGUCAGAUCCUCCUCCCGCCCAUUUUCACCGUCGCAUUCGGCCUCCCCGCCCCUCUCUCACUGUUCAUCACCUUAG